CUAGAUUAGUCCUUUUGUUUUGAAGAAAAAACAAAAUAUGGCUGAAGAUAGAGAAUCAAUGGAGGUAAAUCCACAGCAAGUUGAUAAAAAGACAGUGAUUUUUGCAACAGUAGCUGGAAUUGCAAUUGGAGGUCCAAUUCUGGGGUUAAUGGGUUUCAGUUUGUUAAGUUCUUUGACACUUUUGGUGGUAACUUCUCCUUUACUGUUACUAUUUAGUCCACUGUUACUUGGUGCUGCCUCUGUGUUAGCAGUAACGUUGGCAGGUUUUGGCAUGGCUGGUAUUAUGGGGGCUUUAGGAUUGUCUUCAUUUGUUUUGGUGUAUCGUUCGAUAAUUAAAGGUAGAAAAAUUAGUGGAGAUCAGUACAGUGGUGAGGAGGAGCAGUAUGAUAAUGAAGUGGCAGGUACCGGAGAUGGAACGGAGGCGGACGAUCAGGCAUUGAAGCAGCAGCAACAGGACAGCUCUAUUUCAGAUCCAGUUACUGUAGAUAGAAUGGUCGAGUUAUUCGAGUCUUUAAAGGAGCCCCAUGAAAAUGACACUACUGCUGUCCACAUAGUUACUGUCGAGGUAGAUGAUGACGAUGAGGCGGAGUUGGAGCAACAACACAACAAGGAUAGGGCCAGUGGUGGUGGCUAUUUGCAGCAAAAUGUGCAGAGAGAGAUCCCACAAGAGACUUAAGAGAACAUAUAUGUUCAGAAGUGGCUUAGUUUAUGUAACUUUGCUUUUACUGAGUAGUUGCAACUUAUGAUGAUGAUGUUCUUUUGUCUUCAUUUCUAAGUUUUAGUAACUUUUGGAGAAUGUUUUACAUUUUACUUGUUACUUUUGGUCCCUACACUAUGUACAUAUAUAGUUGGUGCUAUUUAUUGACA
Capsicum annuum is the source of this 867-nucleotide messenger RNA. Its product is annotated as oleosin S1-2. NCBI's taxonomy places the organism in Eukaryota, Viridiplantae, Streptophyta, Magnoliopsida, Solanales, Solanaceae. Gene Ontology annotation, cellular component: monolayer-surrounded lipid storage body; membrane. Gene Ontology annotation, biological process: lipid storage. The transcript has 2 exons. The coding region runs from base 38 to 676 and encodes 212 amino acids. The record is from RefSeq and is a predicted model, not a curated record.